Leptidea sinapis is the source of this 2416-nucleotide messenger RNA. It is a transcript of the gene TSG101, whose product is annotated as tumor susceptibility gene 101 protein. The coding region runs from base 120 to 1331 and encodes 403 amino acids. Gene Ontology annotation, molecular function: ubiquitin binding. The transcript has a single exon. NCBI's taxonomy places the organism in Eukaryota, Metazoa, Arthropoda, Insecta, Lepidoptera, Pieridae. Gene Ontology annotation, biological process: protein transport; protein modification process; endosome to lysosome transport. Gene Ontology annotation, cellular component: ESCRT I complex. The record is from RefSeq and is a predicted model, not a curated record.
GGUUUAAUUCUCUUUGGCAGAUUUAGCAGAGGCGAUGACGGAAGUUAAUUAUUAUUGUAUUUGAGAAAAAUAUUCAUCAAUCGAUUUAGUCUGUAUAUAAUUUAGUUUAUUCACCAAAUAUGGCAAACGAUGAUCAGGCACUGAAGCCGUUUCUGUGUAAUUAUAAACAUAAAGACUACACAUGCAAAGAAGUUGCAGGUCUUAUUCAAGUAUAUAGAGGCUUGAACUAUCGUUUAGAAGGAUUUGUGUUUAAUAAUGGAACCAGAAAAGAGUUACUUAACUUGGAAGGUACAAUUCCAGUGAAUUACAAGGGCACUAUGUACAACAUACCCGUAUGUAUUUGGCUUGUCGAUACACAUCCACAACACGCUCCAUUAUGCUUCGUGAAGCCAACUCCAGAUAUGUCAAUAAAAGUAUCGAAAUACGUAGAUAGUAACGGAAAGGUUUAUCUGCCGUAUUUACAUGAAUGGAAUGCAAAUGGAUCAACUCUUCUAAAACUUGUACAGUGUAUGAUAUCUGCAUUUGGGGAAUUACCACCAGUAUAUGCGAAACCCCGUAACGAGGCACGCCCAUCAUAUCCAAGCGGGUCAUUUAUGCCUCAACCGUCUGGAUACCCAUUAUUUCCUCAAGUAUCUCCCCAGCCUCCUUACCCAACUCCUACUCCUUACUUAGUUAAUCCUAACUUGCCAUAUCCGAAUUUUGGAACUCCAUACCCGGGCCCUGCCAGCACAAAUGGGACACCUUAUCCCCCUGCAAAUCCAACACAACAACCAUACCCACAAUUUACUGGCUACAAUGCUAGUCCUGACCCAGCUACUGGAGGAACUAUUACUGAGGAACACAUCAAAGCAUCUUUACUGUCUGCAGUUGAAGAUAAGCUUAGAAGACGCCUCAAGGAGCAGGCACAUCAGUCACAAGCCGAGCUUGAGACUCUACGUAGAACACAACAAGAACUAGUAGAUGGAAAAUCAAGGCUAGAAGAUAUACUAUCAAGACUUCAAAGGGAAAGGGCUGAUUUGGAUAAAAAUGUAGCCAUUUUGCAAGAUAAGGAAAAAGAAUUACAAUCAGCAGUAGAGAGAUUGGAUGGACAAGAAGGAGUUGAUGUUGAUGAGGCUGUUGUUACCACGGCUCCAUUGUAUUCCCAGCUAUUGAACUCAUUUGCUGAGGAGGCCACACUUGAAGACGCUAUAUAUUACAUGGGGGAAGCAUUGCGUAAGGAAGUCAUCGAUUUGGACACAUUUCUGAAACAAGUUCGAACAUUGGCCCGUAGACAGUUUACAUUAAGGGCACUAAUGCAUAAAUGUAGACAGAAAGCCCAACUAGCUUGUUAAUGACAGCCAGAUUGUUCAUUCAAUAUUGCUAUCUCUGUAAAUUGUAACGAUAAGUUGAACAUGUUUAUAUGAUUUUCUAUUCAAUCUUGAUACUUUCAAUAUCUAAGUAUGCUUUAGAACAUUUUUAUUUCAAUUGUAUGUUUCAAAUUACUAAUCCAAUAUUAUAAUAUUCAAAUAUUAAUUCUAUGCCUAUGUCUGGUACAAUAAGGCAUUCUAUUAUUGUAGUGAUAAAUGUUUAAAUAUUUAGACCUUAGUUUAAGGAUUGAUUCCCGCUGCACUCCAACUAGGUACUGCACUACCUAAGAACAAUAGCUUUUUUUUACGGCAAGUAUUAGAUGCUUGUGCGUGUGGUGUGGCAUCUUGACCCUCAAUCUUUCAAAUUUUGUAACAUACACUAUAUUAUUUUACAUUGCAAUUAAUAAAAUACAAAAUAAGUUUACUGAUGAUGUGUGAUCCCAGUGUCUUUCUUAUUAUUUUUACAAUGCAACCCGGCAUUUUAGUUUCAAUUAUUAGCAAAGUUUAACAGAACAUGUUGCACAUCAAUAUCACACAUUGUUCAAGGCUGGCUCAACUUCGCCUACUUGGUUGUAGUAUUAGUUUCCAUACUUUGUGACUAGGUCUGGGGUAUCUAGUUGUAGCGGAGUGGAGACCAAUACUUAAUCUAAGAUUUAGACUAUUCUUAGGCAAAUCUUCAAAUACCUAUUAUAUGCUUAUUGGUGACUAUAUAGUCACUAUUUUCAACAUAAUGUGAUGUAAUGGAUUUUUUAUAUAUUUCUGUGCAUUCAAGACUAUUUGUUUUAGAGAAAUGUAAUAUUAUUUCUAUGAAAUGACAUGCUUAUGUUAAAAUAAAGCUUAAAAUGGAAAUUGAAGAUAGUUAAAACUGCUCCUAUGGUUAAAUUAAUUUGUAGAAUAUACAUUCAGACAUUUAGUAUGUCUAUUAGAUACUAUAUACUCAGCUCAUUUUAUAUGAACCUGUUUUUAAUAGUUUAUAAGACUGUGAUGUGUCCAUUUACUUGUUAAUGCAUCAUGGAAAUCUAUAAAGCAUUGGAUGGUGAUAUAUUAUGUAAAUAAAUAUUUAAUCACUA